Molecule: messenger RNA, 1761 nt
Organism: Labrus bergylta (ballan wrasse)
Lineage: Eukaryota; Metazoa; Chordata; Actinopteri; Labriformes; Labridae
Source: RefSeq, a predicted model, not a curated record
GGGUGUCUUGAUAUCGUUUAUUCAGUCAGAAUUUACGGGAAAUACACAGACAGUGCGUGCUGAUUUGACUUCUGUGAACUCACAAACCCUCUCAGCCCUGCUCUCAGGUUGUUUGUGUUCAAACAUGGAUCGACGUUCAGAUCUCACCAUCAUCCUUCUUGGAAACUCUGGAGUUGGUAAAAGUGCAUCAGGAAACACCAUCCUGGGUCUAACAGCGUUUGAGUCAAGAAAAUCAUUUGCAUCAGUGACAAAAGAAAUCUCCAUAAAAACAGGAACUGUGUUUGGGAAGCAGAUCUCAGUGGUAGACACUCCAGGAAUAUUUGGAUCUGAAGAUGUGAUUAAAUCCCGCUGUCAGGGUCUCCUGGAGUCCUCUGGACCUUGUUUGUUCCUGGUGGUAGUUAAAAUAGAUCGAUUCACCAUCGAGCAGAAAAACGCUGUGGAGGCAGCUGUCAGAGUCAUAGGGGAUCAACUACUCAACUCUUACCUGCUCUUCACACAAGGAGAUAAUUUGGGUAGCAUGUCCCUGGAAGAUUUCCUCAAUGAAGAUCCAAAUGGUCCACUUGUACCUCUUGCUCAAAAGUUUAAUGGAAGACAUCAUGUCUUCAUCAACAAUGAAAAUGGUGACGCGGAACAAGUGAAGAUGCUGCUGGAAAAGUCAGGCCACCUCGCUAACCCACAGCCUGAGAAUGCUCCGCCCCAAAGGAUCGUGUUGCUCGGCCUACCAGGAGCUGGAAAAAGUUCUUCAGGAAACAACAUCCUGGGAUCAGAGAAGUUUAGAUCAGAGAGUAACUUUAAUCCAGUCAGUACAGAGACUGUCUCUGAAUCAGCCACAGUGGAAGGACGUCAGGUCACAGUGGUGGACACUCCUGGACUCAGUCAGGGAACUCUGUCUCCCAAAAAGCUUUACCUGGAGAUCAUGAGUUCAGUACAGAAGUCUGAACCAGGCCCACACGCCUUUGUGAUUGUGGUCAAAAUCGACAGAAUCACUGAACUAGAAAUCCACCUGUUUGAGCUCGUUGAAAAGCUCUUUGGUAAAGAUGCUUCAAAGUAUGUAAUGGUGCUUUUCACUCAUGGGGAUGAGCUUAGGGGGAAGUCCAUCUCUGAAAUGAUCAAUGACAACCCAUCUGUGAGAAAACUGGUCUCCAGUUGUAACGAAAGGUACUGUGUGUUUGACAACACAGUCAGAGGAAACAGGGGGCAGGUUAGAAACCUCCUGAGGAAAAUUGAUGUCAUGGUCAGAGCUAAUGGUGGAAACCACUACACCUCUGAGAUGUUAAAAGAUCCUGCAUUUUCUCUAUCCAAACUUUGGAAAGAAAUUUGUGAGUGGUUCAAAAGGCUUCUACAGGAGAUUGCUGAGUUAUUUAAGAGCUGUGCUCCGUCCGCUAAGUAUGCUCAAAUUGGGAUGGUUUAGUUCACUGAGAGGCUGCAGGCUCAGUCGCUGUAUGAUAUCAACAUAUCGAAUCCAUUUAAGAGAAACAAAGAGAUAAUAAGGCUAGUCUUUAUGUAAAUUUAAACAUCAGCUUGAUUUCAUGUACAGAAUCCUCACAGCAUCUGACUCCAGCUGAAUCUGUAAGAGUCAAAAAAUCCCCAAAGUGAAAUAAAAUAUAAUUUAAUCAUCAGAAGAUAAAAGAUUUGAUACGUAUAGCAGCUGGCUAUAAAUAUUUUCUUAUAGCCAGCUGCACAGUGCAGUGGUUAGCUCUGUUCCCUCACAGCGAGGAGGUUCCUGGUUUGAAUCCUCGUCUGUCAGGAGCCUCUAUGAGU